AUGCAUACCAUUCCAGAAAAUUAUCGAGUGGCAUUAUACAAACAGCAUAUCAAUUUGAUAGAAAAGAUUUUGGGUCCAUUAUUAAAAACCUGUGGUGAUUUUGAUUUACAAGCUUAUGAUUAUUUUGAUUUAUUUUGUCGGCGAGUAUUAAACGAAAUUAAUAAAAUCCAUCAACAAGUUAUCUCAAUAUGUUGCGUUAAGGUUCAAAUUGGUGCUAUUCAAUUAGACGCUCCACAGAUAGGCGAUGGUGCCGAAAGCAGUCAAUUUUGGAUAGAUUUUAAUAUGGGAGCAAAAAGUAUUUAUAUAAUGUACGAUAGCAGUUCAUUUGGUAAUGAAGAUGGAAGUUGGGCUUCCUUAUCAAUACCGAACGACAUAGUUACCGAAAUCUAUUCGAAAAAGUGGCGAAAAUAUAAUCAUUCAGAAGAAUAUGGAAAAUCAUUGUUAAUAUUUACAAAUGGAUCUUUAGAAAUGAAUGAAAAUCAACAUUUAUUUCGUGAAUCACAUCCUGUUAUUUUCAUAAGAUUUAAUCAAACUGAGCAGUAUGAAUAUUUAGAAAAAAACAUUUUAAAACAAAUGUUUGGUAAUCGUUUUAAGAAUAAUCUAUUUAAUUCUAGCGCGGCAAAAAAGUCACCUGAAAAAUUAAUACUUGACAAUUCAAAAAUGAAUCAUUCUCGGAUAAUUCAAUUCACGGAUAAUGAUCAACAAUACUUACCAAUUAAAACCGAUAACAAAAUUGAUCCGCCAAUAAUUUCAUUAAAUACAAAAUCUUAUCAGAAGAGCAUUUUUAAUCUCUCGUCGAUUGAAUCUAAUUCCAAUAUUAAUUCAAGCACUACAUCAGAGAAAAAAUAUCAACAGAAAAGUGUUUUCAACCAAGCCAUGGAACCUAAUUCACCUAUAAAAUUGAUACCUGACAAAUUACAAACAACCAAAUUAAUUCCUGCCAAACUAAUCCAGAGUAAGGAUAAUGAGUCAAAUAAAUCAGAUGUCUCACUGAAAUCGAAUUCAAGAACUACAUCUGAUACAAAAUAUCAGCCGAAAAGUGUUUUCAACCAAGCCAUGGAUCCUAAUUCACCUAAAAAAUUGAUCCCUGACAAAUUGCAAAGAACCAAAUUAAUUCCUUCCAAUCCAAUCCAGGAUAAUUAUCCAAAUAAAUUAGAUCUUUCACUGAUUGACUCGAAUUCUCAAAUUGAUCCUCCAAAAACAUCAAAAACAAAAAUUGCGCCUGUACAAUUGAUGCCUGAUAAAUUAAAAACAACAAAAUCGAUUUCUUCUAAGUUAUUCCAGAAUGAGAAUAAUGAGUCGAAUAAAUUAAUCCUUUCAUCGCAGGAUGGUAUUUUUGAUAAAACUUCGGUACGAAAUUCGCCUACGAUUGAAAGUUUAAAAACUUUUAAAGCCAAUCGUUCACAAAACAUUCAAUUUGAGAAAAGGGAACCGAAUGAUCUCUCACCAAUUGAACCCACUUCAAAAACUUCAUCGAAUAAAACAGUUUUUGAUUAUAAAAUGGCUCACAAAUCAUCUUCAAAAUCGAUUGAUAAAUUUAACAUUCCAAAACCAACUCAAAUUGAACAAAACGUUGCAACAAAUGACUCAAGUUUGAAAGUCGAUACGCAAAAAUCUACUUUAAGUGGAUCUUCUCAAUUGAGUAUAUUUAAUUGUGGCGGAAAGAAAAAUUCUCCUACUCGGAUGAAUAAUUCUCAGAUGAUGUUUGAUUUUACAUUCAGUGAAGAUAUUGUUAUUCGACCUGUUCUGUAUUUUUCGGAACAAGAUCAAAUAAAUAUAGAAGAUUCGAUGAAUAAACUAGAUGUGAGUUAUCAGUAUCUUGUUGAUAGUUUAUCAGAGUCAAGUCAAGGGGAUCAAGAAGAAUCUGAGAAUCAUUUUGACAAAAAGAUAAAGAAGAAGGAGAAACUUUCUUACUAUCCUAAAAUGAAAAACACAGAAGAAGAAACACUUGAAACAGAACUUUCAAUGGGCAGAAGUACUCAAAAAGAAGUAUCUAAUUGUGCAACUGAGUCAUCAAAAUCUGUAUCAGAAGAGCUCAGCCUCAAAACAUUUGCUAAUUCAUCGUUAAAUCUUGGAUCUCAAAGCUUAAGUCAAAGCACGUCAGAUUUAAAAUUUGUUGCGAUAUUUAAGAGCACUCCAAGUGAUGAACAUAAUGUCGAAUCUAAUAUCGAGCCUGUAUCAGAAACAUCUAGUCUUGAAACAGUUUGCAAUUCACUGACAAAUAAUGUAAGACGUCAAAGCUUAAGUCAAAACACAUCAGAUAAAAAAGCUGUCGAAGUAUUUAAGAGCAUUCCAAGUGAUCAACAUAAUGUUGAAUCUAAUUUCGAGCCUGUAUCAGAAAUAUCUAGUCUUGAAACAGUUUGCAAUCCACUGACAAAUAAUGUAAGACGUCAAAGCUUAAGUCAAAAUACAUCAAAUAAAAAAGAUAUCGCAGCAUUUAAGAGCACUCCAAGUGAUCAACAUAAUGUUGAAUCUAAUUUCGAGCCUGUAUCAGAAAUAUCUAGUCUUGAAACAAUUCGUAGUUCAUCUAUAAAAAAUGUUAGACGUCAAAGCUUAGAUCAAAACAUAUCGCAUAAAGAAGCUUUCGCAGUAUUUAAGGACAUUACAAGUAAUCAACAUAAUGUUGAAUCUAAUUUCGAGCCUGUAUCAGAAAUAUCUAGUCUUGAAACAGUUCGCAGAUCACCGAUAAAGAAUCUUAAUCGUCAAAGCUUAGAUCAAAACAUAUCGCAUAAAAAAGCUUUCGCAGUAUUUAAGGACAUUCCAAGUAAUCAACAUAAUGUUGAAUCGAAUUGCGAGACUGUAUCAGAAAUAUUUAGUCUUGAAACAGUUCGCAAUUCAACGAUAAAGAAUCUUAAUCGUCAAAGCUUAGAUCAAAACGUAUCAGAUAAAAAAGCUGUCGCAGCAUUUAAAUGCACUCCAAGUGAUGAACAUAAUGUUGAAUCGAAUUUCGAGCCUGCGUCAGAAAUAUUUAGUCUUGAAACAGUUCGCAAUUCACCGAUAAAGAAUCUUAAUCGUCAAAGUUUAAGUCAAAACAUAUCGCAUAAAAAAGCUUUCGCACUAAUUAAGAGCAUUCCAAGUGAUCAACAUAAUUUUGAAUCGAAUUGCGAGACUGUAUCAGAAAUAUCUAGUCUUGAAACAGUUCGCAGUUCACCUAUAAAGAAUGUUAGACAUCAAAGCUUAGAUCAAAACACACCGCAUAAAAAAGCAUUCGCAGUAUUAAAGGACAUUCCAAGUGAUGAACAUAAUGUUGAAUCGAAUUUCGAGCCUGCGUCAGAAAUAUUUAGUCUUGAAACAGUUCGCAAUUCACCGAUAAAGAAUCUUAGGCGUCAAAGUUUAAGUCAAAACACAUCAGAUAAAAAAGCUUUCGCAGUUUUUAAGGACAUUCCAAGUGAUCAACAUAAUGUUGAAUCGAAUUGCGAGACUGUAUCAGAAAUAUUUAGUCUUGAAACAGUUCGUAGUUCACCGAUAAAGAAUCUCAAUCGUCAAAGUAUAAGUCAAAACAUAUCAGAUGAAAAAGCUUUCGCAGUAUUUAAAAGCACUCCAAGUGAUAAAUCUAAUCAAUUCAAUAAAAAUAUAGAUCACGAUCCCAAUUAUAUAAAAAUUUUAGAUGAUUCAAAUCAAUUAAAUAACAAGCAUCACAAUCAAAGUGAUCCAGAAGUUUUAAAUGAUAAAAUCGAUUUACCAGAUCGGUUAAAUAUAAACAAUCAAAACUUGGAUCACAAUCAAAACGAUUUAGAAAUUUUGGAUAAUAUACUCGUUGAUGAAUUAAAUCAGAAGAAUCAAAAUAUAACACAAGAUUUAAUUCACAAUCAGAAUGAUUUAGAAACUAUAAAUGAUGUAAUCGAUAUACCAAAUAAAAAUCAUCAAAAUGUCUCCGAAAAUCUAGAUAAUGAAAUCAAUACAGAACAAAAUGGUAUUUUAGAUACAUUAAAUGAUACUCAAAAUAAUUCAAGUAAGGUCGAUUGCGAUCGAAGCGAUCGAUCAAUUUUGAAUAUACAAAAAACAUCCAACCCCUAUCUUGAUUUUAUUUCUAAUCGAAAAAUUGGAUCGGAUUCAUCUGUUAAACAAAAUGAACAAUCUACUCCGCAAACAUCGACAAAAAUUGUUUCGAAGAUAAAAGUUAAAAAAUUACAAGAUAUGAUUUAUGCAGAUAAUAAAAAAUCUGAAAACAGAUUGAGAUUAGAUAAUACGCUUCAUGAAACAACAGCUGAUAAACUUUGGAAUGAGUUUAUGGAUAAUAAUACAACGAGAAAUAUUACACCAAGAAAACGACGAUUAUUUUCAAAGGACACGUUCAACGAUGAUUGCAACGAUUCGUUUAAGAGUUUUAGCCAAGAUGAAUCCGAACAAAUCAAACAAAGUUAUUGUGAAUUACUUAAACGAAAUAAUGAAAAAUCAAUUCAAUCAACACCAAAAUACCAAAAACCAAGUAUUCCUAAAGUGAAAAGAUUAGGUUUUGAUAAGAAAAUUACUUUUUCAUAUCGUAGGAAUAGUCUUUUUAGAAAUUAUCAAACAAUUGAAAAGGAAAAAGACGAAAUUUAUAAUAUAAAGUAUAUAAUAGAUGUUACCCCAAUAACGCCCAGAUUUAUUAAUCCAGGUCGUCCAGCACCAUCUGAAUGA
This is a messenger RNA of Chrysoperla carnea, 4620 nucleotides long. RefSeq lists its product as uncharacterized. Bases 1 to 4620 code for a protein of 1539 amino acids. Lineage: Eukaryota; Metazoa; Arthropoda; Insecta; Neuroptera; Chrysopidae. The transcript is spliced from 8 exons. The record is from RefSeq and is a predicted model, not a curated record.